GCCCUCCAAUUCUUAUUCAAGAGGGGAUAUAAGAGCUGCUCGAACGCGUUCGCACGUGUCGCCAUUCCUCCAAGUUCACCCAUCCAGCAUCUUUCCUUCGCGCUUUCAAACAAAUACCAGGACAACUAGUUUAUCACACCUGAUAUCGAAUGCAAGAUCCACCCGACAUAAUCGAGAUAUCAUCUUCCCCGGAGUCCUCUCCCAAACCAGCGGCCAAACCUCUAUCCAGGUCUCACUCAAAGAAACGCGCUCUUCCUCUCUUUCUUCCCGAUGAGUCCGAGCAGGAUCCAGAUAUCAUCGAGUUGACGGACACGGAGGAAGAAGAGGACGUGCCUACCCCGAACAAGAAGCAGAAGACUAACUCCGGAAAUGCGAAAGCAGGGCCUUCGACCAAGCCCAACUCGUUAUUUGUGGCAGGCUCAAGUAAAGGGAAAGGCACUGCUCCUGCUUCGCGAGCUGGGUCCUCGUCGCGGCUGCUGAGGUCGGGUUCAAGCAUACAGAUUAUCAGCCCCUCCGACUUUGAACAAUCCGCGAAGUCGAAGCGCUCUGGUUCCAGUAAGCCAGUAGCGGGCGGUAGUGGCAACCGUACCCGUUCUCAAGCCGGACAACCGCUCACUGACGUCCACAACACUCAAACCGAUGCACAACCCCCUGCUGCCGCUGCGCCGACGAUCGCGAAUCCCAUCCCUGAUGCCAUAACAACACCUCGUAUACCCACACCUCCUCCUCGUACCCCUACACCUCCUCUCCUUGACUCAACAACUCUUGAUUGGGACCCUACACCUCCACCGGAAGCAGCACCGGCGCCUCAAGAACCGAAACCCCUUGAUAUAGUCACUCUAGUAUGCGAAGUUAUUCCCGACGUCUCGCCUGCUUACGUCCGUGACCUCUCAGACCGGCUCAGGGAUUUGCAUCCGGACCAUGCUGAACUCAUUGGGGCAGUUUUACACAACCUGUUCGAGGACCCGACAUAUCCUAAGGACGUUAAGGGUAAAGGGAAGGAGAAGGAGGUUACUAACUCCACGGGCGACGGUGAACAAGUGGAUUAUGCGAGCAAGAACAGGGCGAGCAGAGGUGGGCCAGCGUAUGGCGGCCUUGCGCUGGAACAACUCUACGUCGACUUUCCCGAAAUCCCAGAAGACCAUGUCAUCACCAUGUUUACAGUGCUCGAUAUGCUCUACGCGCCAACUUAUUUCUUCCUCCGCGAGGAACAAAGGAGCAAUAACCCUCCCUACGUCAAACAAGACGCAGACGCAAAGCAACGACGCGUCAAUGCGAAGAAGAAGGGGAAACGAAAGGCAGCUGCCUCGGAUGAAGAGUUUGCAAAGGAACGACAGUGGUUGCUGGCGAAAUUGCAACGUGAAGCAGUAGAGAAGGGUGGAAAUGUUCCCGCUGCCGGGACCGAGACACCAGGUGGCGAGGCCUACGCAGAAGAAGAGGAAGGUGGGAUUGAAUGUGGCUGUUGCUUCACCGAAUAUCCAUUUCGUCAAAUGAUUCAAUGCCCCGACGCCCACCUAUUCUGUACGGAAUGUGUCACCUCCUUCGCAUCCACCAAACUCGGCGAACACAACCCGGCCAUCCUCUGCAUGGACCAGUCUGGGUGCACGCUCCCUUUCCCCGACUCUGAGCUCCGUCGUAUACUCUCAGCCAAGCUUUGGGACCUAUACGAACGUGUGAGGCAGAGCAAGGAAGUGGAUGCAGCGGGGCUGGAAGGGUUGGAGGAGUGUCCGUUUUGCGAGUAUAAGGUCCUCAUUGAGUGUGAAUUUGAGCAAGAGAAACUGUUGCGAUGUAGGAAUGAGGAGUGUGGGAAGAUCAGCUGUAGGAAGUGUAAGAAGGAGGAUCAUUUGCCGAAGAGCUGCGAAGAGGUGGACGAAGACAAGAAGCUUCAGGGACAGCAUGCGAUUGAUGAGGCCAUGACUCGCGCUCUCACGAGGAGCUGCCCGAAGUGUCGCAAAGCAUUUAUCAAGGAUGCUGGUUGCAACAAGAUGACCUGCCCGUACUGCCAUACCCUAUCCUGCUAUGUAUGCCGCCAAGUCGUGACUGGAUACGAACAUUUCCAUAACGGCCAGCCUGGAUCGAAAAAGAAUCUCUGCCCUCUGUGGGAGAACGUCGAUCAGCGCCACGCAGACGAGGUCGCCCAAGCCGCCAAGAAAGCCCUCGAAGACUACAAACGCGACCAUCCAGACGUUAACCCAGACGACAUCAAAGUCGACCUCCCAGUCGCACCUCCCCCUCAACCUGGCGUCCCACUCCACCUGCAAGCCAUGGGCGUUGGAGCUCUUGGAGCUCUAGGCGGCGGUAUCCAAUACGCUCAUCAUCAACACGGGCAUCAGAUCCAAGUGGGAGGAUGGAACAUCAACGUCGCAGGACCGGCGAAUGUCGUCAAUCCAAGGGCCGCAGCCGCUGUACCUGCGCCUGCACCUGCACGUCGACACGGACAUGCUGCAGAUGAUAUGAGACGGAUGCGCGAGACGAUGGUUGCGGCAAGAGCUGGUAUUCGACAGCCAGCCGUUCCGAACCAGGGUGCGGACCCGGGUCUGAGAAACGCAAGGGCAGUUUUGGAUGCCAUGAGGCUACAGGAGGAACAUAGGGAGCGGCUAAGGCUGGCAGUCGAGCAGGCACAGCAGGCGCAGCGGGUGCAGACAAGAAAUCAGGCGAUGAUGGCGCAAGCACAGGCUCAGAUUGCGGCGCAAGCACAGGCGCAGGCUGAGGCUCGAGUUGUUCAGACGCGGGCUCGUGCUCAGGCUCAGGCGGCGGUGGCGGGACCUGCACGAGGUCGGCGAGGUGGACAGGUUCUGCCUCAGGCUCAAGCUACAACGGGAGCUGGGAAGAAGAGAAAGCGGACGUAGGUAAAUCUGGCGCAGAGUUUUCGUGGAGGUUGUGGUGUUGGAUCAAGUCUGGGUGGAGGGAGGGGCUGUCGACUGGCACCAAGUUGAUGGUUGUGCAAGGGACGAGCUACGUAUUGAUACUUGCGCGGAGCCGCAUACAUCUCUCCUUGUGGACUGAAGUCUCGAGCUCUUUCAUAUAAACAUACUCAUUCCUUUUAUCACCUUGUUCAUUACUACUAUUCCAAUGUUUAUGUUGC
This is a messenger RNA of Stereum hirsutum FP-91666 SS1, 3085 nucleotides long. RefSeq lists its product as uncharacterized. Lineage: Eukaryota; Fungi; Basidiomycota; Agaricomycetes; Russulales; Stereaceae. The transcript has 11 exons. Gene Ontology annotation, molecular function: zinc ion binding. The coding region runs from base 150 to 2849 and encodes 899 amino acids. The record is from RefSeq and is a predicted model, not a curated record.